AAAAUGUACUGGGACUCGUGACACGCCUCGUUGUUUAACAAAGACUGCCAAACUGCGAGAUUAAUACGAAAACUUGAGUCCACAACAAAAUGCCUUAAAGCACUCAGUGGUUUGUCGCGUUCACAACGGUAGAGGGAUUAUGUGCAUUUUAUUUUUUAGAUGUAUUAGGUGGAUACGCAGUGGUGUUGCAAGGGGGUAGCCCCUUUUGUCGCCUACCGAGCAAGGUUAAAGCGACAAAGGCGCGUUCGUUCGCUCGGAUGGAGUUGGUCUCACGCUGUUUUAUCUUAUUAUUUUCUCUUCUUAUGGAAGGCUGUGUACGCGACGAAGAUCGGCUUGCGCCCUUUUGGACAGUUUAAUGUUCACUUUGCCCAUAGCCGGUCUGUGCUUUCGGCAAGGUACACAUUGGAGACCCGCGGAAAUGAGACAAGUUUUUCUACAAAGGUAUCACGGAGAGGUCAGGGGCUAAACCUGUGGCGUUGGAAAACGAAGAAGGGGCUUAUGAGCUCUCGGUGCGGCGAAAAAGAAAGAAAGACUCGGAACCAACAGAAGCCGGUGUGCCUCUUGUUGCGUCUCUUGUGCAGCAACAGAGUUGGUGAAAGGGAGCAAUCUAAGACGAGAUGAAAUGCCCCGAGGAGCGAACAGCACAACUGCACGGACCUUCUGCCAGGAGAGGAGAAGUCUUGGAAGACACUUGAGGAUCCCCCCCCCCCUUUCUCAUCGACUACCAUCUUUUGACCAAGUCAUUCGACAAGAAAACUUUUUUUUUCCUUUUUGAAAAUCCUCAUGGAAUGGCAUCACAAGUGAAAAUCUUCGCAGGACCAUCGACGGCAACGAUGGAGUCCCUUCAAGGCUUCAGGAAGCUGCUUUCUUGCAUAAAAUUCGGUGUUAAUAAACAGCAUCAUCCCGGUCAGCUUCCAAGAGGCCGUUGGAAAGAGACCGUCACGUGACAUCUGGUGCCAAUGUUCUUCCAGAAGGUCGUCAAGACCCUGGUAGCCGGUUACGCCAAUUCUUUUGGAAAUGCAGAAAACGACCUACUACGACAACUCGACGCUAUUUGGAGGUUACUCGUACCAAGGGGCCAACGGCUUUGGCUAUGAUGCACCCCAACCUGCCUUCCAGUCCUCACCUCACCUCGAAGGCGACUACCAGAGGUCUGCCUGCUCUCUCCAGUCUUUAGGGGGGAACAGCGCCCCUCCGCAGCAGCAUGCCAAGACGAAAGAGCUGAAUGGCAGCUGCAUGCGCCCCAGCCUGCCACCUGAACACCACCCACCCCCCCAAGUGUCCCCCCCCCUCAACCCUGCCAACGCCACCAGCAGCAGCAGUGCCCCCGCCCAGCAGCCGGGUGGCAGCGGUGGGGCUUCUAAGUCAGCCGCAAAGACGUCCUCUCUACCCCCCAACCCCACCCUCACCAAGCAGAUCUUCCCCUGGAUGAAAGAAUCGAGGCAGAACACAAAGCAAAAAAACGGCUCUCCAAGCGCAAGUUCAGCUAAUGCGGAGAGCAGCGGUGGCGAGAAAAGCCCCCCGGGUUCAGCUGCGUCCAAGAGAGCGCGCACCGCCUACACGAGCGCGCAGCUGGUGGAGCUGGAGAAAGAGUUCCAUUUCAACCGUUACCUGUGCAGGCCUCGGCGAGUGGAGAUGGCUAACUUGCUUAACCUCAGCGAGCGCCAGAUUAAGAUAUGGUUCCAGAACCGUCGUAUGAAGUACAAAAAAGAUCAAAAAUCGAAAGGGAUGGGCUCUUCUUCAGGUGGUCCGUCGCCCACUGGAAGCCCUCCCCUAUCCCUGCAGUCCUCCGCUGGUUUUAUGAACUCCAUGCAUUCAAUGGCAGGUAGCUACGACGCACCUUCCCCGCCAUCCUUCAACAAGCCCCAUCAGAACGCCUAUGCCAUGUCCUCAGCCUACCAAAACCCAAUGAAAACCUGCCCCGCUCAACAGAAGUAUGCCAACACCGCGCCAGAGUAUGACCCGCACGGGCUACAGGGUAAUAGUGGCAAUUACGGAACUCCCAACAUGCAGGGCAGCCCCGUGUACGUGGGGGGGAACUACGUUGAGUCAAUGCCCACCUCCGGGCCGUCUAUGUACGGCCUCAACCACCUGCCUCACCACCAGGCAGGAAACAUGGAGUACAACGGUGCCACGCAGAUGUCAGCCAGCCAACAUCACGGACCGUGCGACCCCCACCCGACAUACACCGAUCUGUCGGCGCACCAUCCUUCUCAGGGUAGAAUCCAGGAAGCACCCAAGUUAACUCAUCUGUAGCAGGUUUGAAAAACAAAACAAACGAAAUGACAACUUCUACUAACUAACCCAUGGGACGCUGCAAUGGGGGUUGAAAUAAAAAGACGAUCCAGUGGUUUGUUACCCUGUCCAAGCUGUUGUCUAGGUGUUGUCUAACCAUUGUGCGUCACGUUCCCCAUGAUUUCCAUUUUGAUUUACGUUGUACUUUGGCUAAGGAGGGGGCCUCCCCUGAAAGAGAGUAAUGGAGAAGUCGUAGUUGAAUUAAAUGGACAGUUAACAAGGUCCGAGAUUUACCUCUUCGAGACCUUUUUGACUCAAUGGAACACAUGUUAUGUCAAUGGAGAAUUGUGUCGCCCGACUGCGUCAGCAAAAUGGCUAAUGUUGACAUCACAUAUCCACAGAAAGGAGAACAUAUCUCCGUCUCAGUAUAGUUGCAAGCAAACCACUGGAUUGUUUUAGAUGACUUCCCUUUCACAUUACCUCUCUUUUGAAAUGCCACACUAACCCACUGUCCUUUGACAUUAUUUUCAUGUCUUUGCCAACAUUGUGUCUCCAAGGAAAUUUUUCACACAGUCCUCAGAGUCCCUUGCACCUCCCUCGGGUCAGAAUUUGGGCUCACACAUUGCUAUGCUAAACUAACAUUCAUACAAACUCAAGGGGACAUAAGCGAUGGUUGUUUUCGUUGGCAUAUCAUCGGUACAGGGUAUAAGAGGAAUUAAAAACUCCUUUAUUUAUGUUAGGCUCCUUGCCUCCUCUCUCUUUGUCUCUCUCUCUGUCUUUCUAUCUCACUCUCUCUCACUCUAUCUCUCUCUCUCACACCAACUCUAUCUCUCUCCCUCCCUUAUUCUCUCUUUCUCUCUUUCAAUCUAUAGCCUAAGGGUUCACUUACAUUAGCCAACACUAAUGCGAAUAGCCCACAUUUUUUCAUGUCUUGACUUAACGUGGAAACAGGGUAUAUUUGAACAAAAUGCAUGUCCGGGAAAAAAGCGUAGGUGUAAGCUUACACUAAUGCUUUCUCGUCUGGGCGUCAUUGUUGCACUUAGAGUUUACAUUUUGAUGGGUAAGGAAAAAAAUAAAUCUUAUUUUGAAACGGAAGACCUCCAAUCAGUGUCUUUCGCAAUGUGUGUUCAAAUGAACAUCCAUAAAUAUAUAUUUAUUUGUUAUAGCCAGUUUAAAAACUUUCUUUUUUUAUUAUUUAUCCCCCAUGUAUUUAUAUCAAGAAAAAAAUGUACUUUUUUAGUAUUUACCUGUUAUAAAGACGUUGUGUUCUUGUCAUUGUAACGAAUUCAUUAUAGUUCUUGUAUUUUAGAAAUAAGUAGUUUUAUGUUACCCUUGUACAUAAAUAAUGUCAUUACUUGUACAGGGGACGCGAGGACGGAAUCAGACCGUUCCUGCAUAGUCGAGAAUUAGACAAUAUAGAUAAACACUUUUUGGAGAACUUCCUUUGUCCUUUGUAGCUCCUUUCAUUUCCUUGUCAAGAGUUGUCUGUUGAGCAAUUCUUUAAUAAAAUGUUAUGUUAUUCA
Molecule: messenger RNA, 3758 nt
Organism: Hypomesus transpacificus
Lineage: Eukaryota; Metazoa; Chordata; Actinopteri; Osmeriformes; Osmeridae
Gene: hoxb3a
Product: homeobox B3a
Biological process (GO): regulation of transcription by RNA polymerase II
Cellular component (GO): nucleus
Molecular function (GO): DNA-binding transcription factor activity, RNA polymerase II-specific; RNA polymerase II cis-regulatory region sequence-specific DNA binding
Source: RefSeq, a predicted model, not a curated record